Impatiens glandulifera is the source of this 348-nucleotide messenger RNA. RefSeq lists its product as uncharacterized. The record is from RefSeq and is a predicted model, not a curated record. The coding region runs from base 1 to 348 and encodes 115 amino acids. Gene Ontology annotation, cellular component: NatC complex. Lineage: Eukaryota; Viridiplantae; Streptophyta; Magnoliopsida; Ericales; Balsaminaceae. The transcript has a single exon.
AUGGCUGCUGAAAAGGAACCAAUGAAUCUUGAACAAAAGGAGGGUAAUUCAAUUGAAUCAAACCAAAAAAACAGUUCAAAUCAUGUAAAUCAGGUCAAGAAGUUGCUGCAGAGGAGGAUGUUAGUGGGUAUAAGUGAUGGUCGUUUUUUCUUGGGGAAUUUCUAUUGUAUUGAUAAGCAAGGUAACAUUAUCCUUCAAGAUGCAGUUGAGUAUCGAAACACGAGAAGGUUAUCUACUUCUCCUAUGGAACAAAGGGGUCUUGGUCUUAUACUAAUUCCCGCUUCUAGCAGGAAAACUUGUCAUGUUGAUUGCUCCAUUGAAGAACAAUUAUCACUUAUGUCGGUUUAA